Messenger RNA from Sycon ciliatum, 3318 nucleotides. RefSeq lists its product as uncharacterized. The transcript has 8 exons. Bases 1 to 2574 code for a protein of 857 amino acids. NCBI's taxonomy places the organism in Eukaryota, Metazoa, Porifera, Calcarea, Leucosolenida, Sycettidae. The record is from RefSeq and is a predicted model, not a curated record.
AUGAAGGAGGCCAAGCAGCUGCAAGCAGGAGAUACUGCUGUUCUGCCAAGUAUCAGUGAACUCGAAGCAGCAGAGCAGGAGGCAGCCCGGUUGGGCGGUACGACCGUCAUCCAUUUCCUGCACGUGGUCAUACUUGGAGCGGCACGAGUUGGAAAGACCAGCUUGCUGAAGGCGUUGCUUGAGAAGAUGCACAAUGAGAAUGAACUCAGCACACCCGGCAUGCGCACGUCCUACGCAACUACAAACAUCUCUGAUGACUGUCGAUUCAUCGAAUGCCCAGACAUGCCAGAUGCUCUGAGUCGACUCUACGUCAUCACCAUGAUGUGCAAACCAUCCACUUCGAAUCAUCCCCAAGACAAAGAGACAACACAAGAUGACAGAGAGAGAGCCCCAGCAGGAGAGGAUCCUGUGGCUGGGACCCAUGCAGGACCUAUGGAGGACAGCAGCAGCAGCAGAAGCAGCAGCAACGGGCCAGCAAUGCGCGAGGAAAUCCACGAGACCAUCACAGGAUUUCUCAACGCAGACCGGGUAAAGUACAUCUCUGACCGGGCCAGCACGCCCAACUAUACCGUCAUCACAUUCCGCGACCUUGGAGGGCAGCAAGUCUACCAAUCCGUGCAGCCCCUCUUCAUGGCCAAAAACACAAACUUCAUUGCCACAUACAACUCUUCUCUGGACCUUCUAGAGACCCUUCCCAAGCUUGAUGAAUUUCAGCAGCAUGCUGCAGAUGAUGUGUUUGUAGUGGGGUGUCAGAGUGACAGGUGGAACAAAACCGAUUUGCCUGAUCCUUGUAAGCUACUUCAAGAGAAGAUAAAAGGUACGCGGUACCAGAACCUUGUCUGGAACGACACUUCGCACUUCAAAAUCGACAACACCAGAUCCACUGGAAGUGCAGGACAAGCAGAUGAGCUGCAGCGAUUGAGAGAGGCCAUCAUCGACCGCUGCCAGAAGAGCCAACGUAACAUCCCUGUUCCAUGGCUCCGAUUCUGCAUAUCCAUACACACGCUCAAGCAGGAGGUCACUUGGCCUUGGAUUUCCUUGAAGGAGGCAAAGUUCAUAGCGAAGCAAGUCAAGGCUGUUCCACAUGACUGCAGUGACCGGCAAAUACAGCUGCUGCUGAAGUACUGCCACGAAGCAGGCCACCUGGCGUACUUCCCAACUUUCAAGCUGAAAGACACGGUCAUCCUGGAGCCCCAGUUCAUCCUGGACUGUGUCAAUGCCUUUGUCUACAUGAAGCCUGACCGAGACAUCACAGUGCACGAAGCGCGGUGCUAUCGUUCUGGGUUCAUGACGGAGUCCCUGGCACGCAAAGCUCUCAACAAGAUGUUCGAGGGUCAGUCUUACUGCGACCAUGCUAAGGCGUGGCAAGCAGUCAGAGCAAGCAGUGAUGGGUUCAAGCUCAUUUUUGAAAUCCUAGAAUGGCUCUCAGUCCUGGUAAUUGUGCAGGAUGAGAGGUCUGCUGAGCACGAGUUUAUUGUACCUGCAGUCGUCCUGGAGAUGGGCACGGACCCGCAAACGCCUUGUUCCUGUGCCUAUGUGUCCGUGAAGCACACAAACCGAGAUGAGUUGAUGCACUUUCCCGUGUUCCUGUAUUGGCAAUGCGUGGUGGAGGUGCUGCUUAAGUCACACAAGCGCUCGGCUGCCACACUGUCACGGUGCAGCGUUCGCCUUCGCUGGAACAGAGAUUGGCCGUGGCUGCACCUGCACUAUACACGCUACGGCUUACAAGUGUACGUCGAGUGCAAGGGCCGACACGGCGGUAGCGGAAAGUCUACGCUGGAUGAAGUCCGGGCAAUCGUGCUCACAGUGGUACGGAAGUGGGGCCUGCAGGUCGAAGUGAUCAGCACAUUGCCAUGCCCCUGCGGAGAAACAUCGGGCGAGGAGUGUUUACAGCAUGGCUUAUCUACGUGCCGCGCGCCAAGCUGUGCGCACGCCUUGGACGCUUCCACCCUAGUGGCUGAAGACUACCCACUGUGUACACGUUCAAAUCCGGAUAUACAGAUGAUCCGUGAGCAGGCCAUGUUCUGGCUGGGCCUUGACCAGGAUGCAUGUGGAAAGCUGUUUGACCCGAGAUCGGCCUCUCUUCCUUCAGCAGAAGCCUGUGCCAGUGUGGGCAAUAGAAGCGGUGGUCACGGUGCUCCAGGAAGCGGUCAUCACAGCGCUGAUGGAAGCGGUGUUCAGGACUCUGAAUUAAUGUCACUUGGUGCCAUUGGUGGAAAGACACUUGAUCAAAUUGCCGACUGGCAUGCGUUUGUUAGCUCGAUUGAACCGUUCAUCGGUGGAGAGGAGGAAGGCGACGAGAGAGCAAACUGCGGUAAGGCGGCUGUGCAGCUAGUGGCUCCAGAAUACACAAACUACUACCGCAACGUGCUGAAGUCGUUUCACGAAAUGAAUAAAGGCAACAUCGGAGGCCCAGGCAAAGGAGAGAACAACCUCUUCUGUAUCCUGCUGUAUCUGAUGCAACGUCCGAGCACAACCGUCCAAGAGCUGUUUAACCUGCUGGCUGAUAAUGCCAAGCAUAGCCGGCGCCAUCUUUUCACGGCAAUCAAGAAUGCCAAGUACUUGAAACAAUAAGCAGGAGAUGAGGCCUUGUCCAGAGAUGGCAGGGGGGGGGGGGGGGGGGGGCAAGCGUCUGCUCUCCGACCCCCAGCAGCUCAGUGCCUCGGCCGGAUCAGAUUAGCAGCCUGGCCGCCCUCCGGUCAGCGUCGUGGAGCCUGAUGUCUUCUUGUGACCAGAGCGUUCGUCCUAGGCAUCAUGGGCGCUGUGUGUUUUCAUUGCCAGUUGGCCUGUGUUGCUGUGAUCAGCCUGUGUCAUUUUCCUUCAUCAUGAAUUUACACAUAGCAGUAAUGUUUCUAAUGUCUUGAAGUACACUUGAAACUCACAUGCUAUUUACUUUAAAUUGCAGUUAGUAAAUUUUGAAAAUAAUAAACUUUCACUUUUCAAUACAAGGCAGACAAUCAGGGAAGUUUUUGAAGCUCCUCUCAUUCCCGCCACUAAUGUAAUAAGAAUAUGAAUUUCAAGAUACGCUUGCGUUAGCCUUUACUGAAACUUGACUAACGAUAUUGAGAUCACCAUGUCUCUGUGCGUUGAGCCAAUCCACAUUGAUUUCAUAGAAGCCAACCUAUAUCUUUGCAGACUUGAUUAUGUAUCCAAAUUCAAGACUGAGGAUCUUACCAGAACUUAGUAGCAGAAUGGGGUUAAUGCGUUGAAAUAGGCUGGUAAUUUCUCGGUUCUAUGCUAGUAAAUACAAAGGACAUUGCCUUACUCUUUUUGCUGUCAUCGACUCACUGCUGAUGAGAUAUAACAAGGUGGAAACAG